AUGUUAAGAAGAAGUUUAGUAUUUAGAUCAAAUGCAUUAAUACUAUCAAGAUCGUUUACAAAAACCACUCCAAAAUUAUUUUUCAAUAACAAAGCUCCAUCAAAAGAAGAACAAGAUGCAGCAUUUGGUAAAAUCAAAAAAGUAUUACUGGAACAUCCAGAAUUAAUGCAAUUAACUGUUGAAUUUAAAGAAAUUUUAGAUAAAAAGGGAUUAUUAUCAACCGGUAAACCUUCAAUAACUCAAAUGAUGAAAUUAUUAGCUGAUAAAGAAGUAAGAGAACAUGGAGCUAAAUUAAAAAACUUUUUAGAUUCAAAAGAUACUGGUUUAACACAAGAUGAAUUGGCAACUAUAACUGGAGCAUAUAUGUUUCAAGGUAAGGAUAUCAAGUAA
Molecule: messenger RNA, 390 nt
Organism: Lodderomyces pseudojiufengensis
Lineage: Eukaryota; Fungi; Ascomycota; Pichiomycetes; Serinales; Debaryomycetaceae
Exons: 1
Coding region: 1-390 (129 amino acids)
Source: RefSeq, a predicted model, not a curated record